This is a messenger RNA of Gigantopelta aegis, 2093 nucleotides long. Its product is annotated as 15-hydroxyprostaglandin dehydrogenase [NAD(+)]-like. Gene Ontology annotation, molecular function: oxidoreductase activity, acting on the CH-OH group of donors, NAD or NADP as acceptor. Lineage: Eukaryota; Metazoa; Mollusca; Gastropoda; Neomphalida; Peltospiridae. The transcript is spliced from 7 exons. Gene Ontology annotation, cellular component: cytoplasm. The record is from RefSeq and is a predicted model, not a curated record. The coding region runs from base 1 to 810 and encodes 269 amino acids.
AUGGAAAUAUCUAAUAAAGUAUUUUUCAUAACGGGGGCGGCUCAAGGCCUUGGAAAGGGGAUGGCAGAAGCGGCACUGAAAAGGGGCGGAAAGGUUUUUAUUGCAGAUCUCAAUACAAAAACCGGCGAGGAGACCUUAGCAGCCCUACAAAAGGAAUACGGAGCUGACAAUGUCAGAUUUGGAAAAUGCGACGUUAGCAAUAAAGAUCAAUUUACAGCUACCUUUCAGUCGGCUGUGAAUAGUUUUGGUCACAUUGACGUGAUGGUGAAUAACGCAGGAAUAAUGAAUGAGAAUAUGUGGGAAAUGACGAUAGCGAUCAAUUUGAAUGCAGUUAUUUGGGGAACUAAUUUGGCCAUGGAACACAUGCGUAAGGAUAAAGGAGGUAGAGGAGGGGUGAUAAUAAAUACGGCUUCACUAGCAGGUUUGGCACCAUUUUUCUGGUUUCCAGUCUACACAGCUACAAAACAUGCGGUAGUUGGAUUUACUAAAAGCUGGGCGUCAAAUCCAAAUAUACCCAGCAUGGGAGUGAGGUUAGCCUGUGUGUGUCCAUCCUUCGCAAACACACCUAUUAUACGUCCAAAACCAGAGCAUUGCCAUUGCUACGAUAGUCUAAUGGCCUAUCUCGAGAUUUGUGAAAUCAUUCCAGUGACUGAUGUAGGUGAUGUCUUCAUCAAACUGGUUCAGGACGAGGACAGCAAUGGGAAGCUGAUAGCCAUCAUGCCAGGAUCAGAUUCGUUUUAUACGGAACAGGUGCUUGAUCCGCCGCUUGUGAUGCCCAAGCUUGUUACGAGUCAAGAUGCCGAAAAAUAGACCAAAGUGGCCUGGGUGGUGUGUUGGUUAAGCCAUCGACCUAAAACUGAUAGAUAGUCUACAGUCCUUCCCAUAGGGAAUGCCUUUUUUAUAAUAUGGGAUAUACUAUAGGUUCAUAUCCCAGUAGUGGCUCAGUGUCCACCCCACAGACUUCUUUCUCACUAACCACGAACAAAUAAACAUUGACUCAGGCCCAUCACCUGGGCAGCUAUCUCACUACAGCGUGCUUGAACCUUAAUUCGAUUUAAUUAGGAAAUCAAGUCAAUAUAGGCAACGAAUGAAAGAAAGUCUAGGUCAUCAAUUAGACGCAUAAUUAUUUCUAUUUGAAAACCUGUCUACCUAUUUGUUCUCAUGUUGAUAAAAUCAUUUGAGUUCAAUGCCUCCCAGUCACGCAUUGUUCUCUCCACCUUAUACAUUGACCUGCCUUAUAAUUCUAACAGGACUUACUAUUGUCACUGGUGGAGGUACCCCCCCCCCCCCCCCCGACCAUGCCAGUAUCAAUCUCCGGGACGAUAUCUCCUUCCUAAUUCGUCUUUAAGUUAUACUGCAUCAAAGCAGAAAGCUCCAUGUCAAAGUUCAAAUAUUUACGGAGUAAAAUCAGCUGCGGCACUGAUUGGUAGUAAUAUAUAUCAUUGAUUAUUUAUGCAAAUACUAUUAUUCAAAAAAUAAAUACACUUUUAUUUAUUGCCGGUAUAUAAAAAUUAGGGUUGCUAAUAAUGACCCUAACCCUAACCCUAACCCUAACCCUGUUCGUCAAUCUCUUAAAUGGUAUGUGACUCCCAUUUUCUUGCAGGUAGAUUAAAUUUGAGGUGCAACACUUUUUAUUUAUGUAUAGUACUGCCAGGGUGUGUUGAUAUGCUGCUCAUAACUGUUGUAUGCAUGGUAAACGUUAACAUUAUUGGCUUUAGGAAUAUAUUUGGUACUGUGGAACCUGUAUGACUAGCUAGCGCUACAUCCAAGACAGGCUAGGUUUUAUUAAUUUAAACUACAAAGCCAAAUUUCUGUACAGAACAUAGUUCAAUGGAUAUUUUGAAAGUUGUAAUGGCAUGCACUGUCAAAACUGUAAUUAAUGAUACCAUGCAAGAAUAAAUUCAACGAAUAAAUUAUCAAUUUAUUAUUUUAAUACUAACAGAAAGGAAAGGAAGUUAACAAAUAUUAUUUAAUCAUUGUAGGAGUUACCAAUGAUACUUUUUGUUAUGUUUAGUAAAAUUAUAUUGGCAAAUUUGUAACAAUUUCGAAAACGUAAACAUUAUAAGUUCAGUUAAUAAACAUAUACAAAUCUU